Molecule: messenger RNA, 195 nt
Organism: Clonostachys solani
Lineage: Eukaryota; Fungi; Ascomycota; Sordariomycetes; Hypocreales; Bionectriaceae
Source: the annotation of a GenBank genome assembly
AUGUCCCAACAGAGUGGGUACCGGCCAACUACCUCAUCGCCGCUUGUCUCGCCGCCUUAUCACGAGACCGAAAACGCCAACCACCGCAACAUCCAGCACCGCCCGGCUGCUCUCGCGUUCAAGAGCCCAUCCAGGCCUCCCAAUUUCAACUGUGCCAUUGCGUCCGGCCUCGUGAGCAAGGCGAGCAUAUUUUGA